Molecule: messenger RNA, 1428 nt
Organism: Pangasianodon hypophthalmus (striped catfish)
Lineage: Eukaryota; Metazoa; Chordata; Actinopteri; Siluriformes; Pangasiidae
Product: B-cell receptor CD22-like
Exons: 9
Coding region: 1-1428 (475 amino acids)
Source: RefSeq, a predicted model, not a curated record
AUGUCCCUCAAAAUGGCUUCUCCACUUUAUCUGAUCUUUCUGUUCAUGAUCUCAGGAGCUCUUGGGAAUGAAUGGAGUGUGAAAUACAGCCAACUAAAUCUCUGUGCUAUAAAAGGAUCUACAGUGUUUAUGAACGGCACUUACACACACCCAACACGUCUUACAGUGAAGAACAGGUUUUGGUUAAUAAACCCAGUUGAGGAUAAAGAGCCGACUGAUCUGCGUAAUGAAGCAGGUUACUCAGACAGAGUGGAGUAUUUAGGAGAUGAACAGAAUCACUUCUCCCUCAGACUGAGUGAUGUGAAGAAAACAGAUGAACACAUGUACUACUUCAGAAUCAGAACAAACGAAGAAACAGAAAGAUGGCUGGGUAAACCCGGAGUUACACUCACUGUUACAGAUCUUCAGGUGAUCGCUCCUGCAGAAGUGUCAGAGGGACAAUCAGCCGUUCUGACCUGUAAAACCACCUGCAGUCUGACUGAUCCCACAUUCAUCUGGUACAAAAACAGCCGUGGUUUAACCACAAACACCACCAAGAGCAAUGAAGUCCACCUGCAGCGGGUCAGCAGUGAGGAUGCAGGCAGUUAUAGCUGUGCUGUAAGAGGAUAUGAACAUCUCCCCUCUCCUGCUCAAACCCUCAGCAUCAGAUAUCCUCCAAAGACCGUCUCAGUGUCCAUCAGCUCCUCUGGUGAGAUAGUGGAGGGCAGUUCAGUGACUCUGACCUGCAGCAGUGAUGCUAACCCACCUGUGGAGAUCUACACCUGGUUUAAGGGGAAGACAUCAGUAGGAAAAGGAAAGACCUACAUCAUCUCCAAGAUCAGAACUGAGGACAGUGGAGAGUACAAGUGCAGUUGCAGUAAUGAAGUCGGACAUCAGGACUCCAUCGGUGUAACUCUGAAUGUUCUGUAUCCUCCAAAGAACGUCUCAGUGUCCAUCAGCUCCUCUGGUGAGAUAGUGGAGGGCAGUUCAGUGACUCUGACCUGCAGCAGUGAUGCUAACCCACCUGUGGAGAUCUACACCUGGUUUAAGGGGAAGACAUCAGUAGGAAAAGGAAAGACCUACAUCAUCUCCAAGAUCAGAACUGAGGACAGUGGAGAGUACAAGUGCAGUUGCAGUAAUGAAGUCGGACAUCAGGACUCCAUCGGUGUAACUCUGAAUGUUCUGUGUUUCCUUCAUGGUUCUUUGAUUGUGUAUGUGGCUGUUGGAGUUGGACUUUUUGGGCUUGCAGCUCUUCUCUCUGCACUCUUCUGGCUGAGAUGCAAGAGAAAGAAGAAAAAGGAAGAUGAUGGUGACUAUCAGACCGCUGGGCCGAGUGCUAAAGACGACACGUACGCAGCUCUCGAUCUCGCAGGCCGGACAGCUGAUGAUGUGUAUCACACACUUGCAACUUUGAAGAACAUGAUCAGUCCCGAAACAGCUGAUGAAUAG